Molecule: messenger RNA, 312 nt
Organism: Parnassius apollo (apollo)
Lineage: Eukaryota; Metazoa; Arthropoda; Insecta; Lepidoptera; Papilionidae
Source: the annotation of a GenBank genome assembly
AUGGAUCUUCCAGUUGUGGUUGAUUCAGACGAUGAUGAAAUGGUCUCCCACGAACUAGAGCAAAUGAGGAGUAUACUGGAAGAGGCGAUUUUGGAAACGCGCACCAUGCCUCUCGAAAAUCGACCGCGACUUCCACGCAUACCCCUAAGCAAGCGAAAUCGGGCUGUCGUGAGGGCUCUUAACCCCAUGCUGGUAACCUAUUUGGAAGCCAGCCGGGACCUUUGCGAGACGGACUCAGUUCUUUUUGGCGCCGCCGUGGCAGCUUGCCGUAUUAUUGGCGCCAAACUUCCCCAUGGCUGGACGCGCUACUAA